Molecule: messenger RNA, 1452 nt
Organism: Mucor velutinosus
Lineage: Eukaryota; Fungi; Mucoromycota; Mucoromycetes; Mucorales; Mucoraceae
Gene: ARV1
Product: sterol homeostasis protein
Exons: 1
Coding region: 1-1452 (483 amino acids)
Source: RefSeq, a predicted model, not a curated record
AUGGUGAUUAUUGUGGAUGAACCGAGCAGACCUACUCUUGAAAAGUAUGAUAAGUAUGUCAGUGCCGAACUCCCAGAUCAAAGCAAGCACCCCAAAGCGUAUGCUACAGUCGUUAGAAACAUGAUGCAUACUCCAUGCGGAAAAAACAUCAAUAAAAAAAGGCCAUGCUUAGAUGAUAAUUUCAAGUGCACCAAGCAAUAUCCAAAGCAAUACGCCGAAGAGACUUUCAUCGAUUCAAAAGAAUUUGUUCAUUACGAACGACGAAGUCAACCAAGAAGCAUGCCUGUCAAAUUUGGGGAUUAUUAUGCAGAUAAUCGAUGGGUCGUACCUCAUAACUUAUACUUGGUGACAAAGUAUGAUGCUCAUAUCAACGUUGAAAUUUGCGCAGGAGCCCAGGCAAUCAAAUAUCUUCACAAAUAUAUCACAAAGGGUAGUGACAAAUCUCAAGUCAAAUUAAGUAGAGACCAAGCCCAAGAUGUCAAUAUCACAACCAACGGCAAUACUGCCACUUCUACUAUGACAGCAGCAUCCACCUCUACGGUCACAUCAUCUGCUCCUACAGUAGGGCAGCCUCAAGAAGAUAAUAGCGAUAGAGACGAGAUCUCAACUUGGGUCAAUGCCAGAUACAUUUCCACGUCUGAAGCUUGCUGGCGCUUACUUGGAAAGAGUUUACACUCUACUUUUCCGUCAGUCACUCGACUGGCAGUUGAUCUUCCAGAUCAGCACAGGGUGUACUUUAACAACACUACUAUUGCCAAUGUCGUAAAUGCUGCCACAGCAAAGAAGACUACUCUGCAAGCAUUUUUUGAAUUGAACGCAUCAGGAGACGUCUUUGCGCAGAAUUUGCUUUAUAUUGAUGUCCCAAGACAUUCUUCAUUCGACAAAAAGCAGAAAAAAUGGGUAAAAAGAAGGCGAGGCAUCAACAGCCAGAACCGUGUUAAAGGGAUAGGCAGAAUGUAUUUCGUGCCUCCAAGUGCUGCUAAUAUGGAGAAAUACUGCAUGCGUCUACUUUUAUUGCAUGUUCGUGGCCCUCAAAGCUUUGAUAAUUUAAAAAACGUCCAUGGUGUUCAAUAUGUCACAUUUCGUGAAGCUGCUCAAUCCAUGGGACUCUUAGCAAACGAGGAUGAAUGGCAUUUUUGUCUGGAUGAAGGAUAUGCGAUGAUAAGAACUGGAUCCUCUCAGGUGCGAGAUCUUUUUGUAACCAUUCUGAUAUUUUGCACUAUCUCCACCUACAAACAACUAUGGGAUGAUCACAAGGUUCAACUGUCUGAAGACUUUAUUCAUGAAAUUCAACAAUCUCAAGCUGUUCCACAAGAAUUGACUGAUGCUCAGCUGGAAUUUUGCUAUCAAAAGGCAUUGACUGACAUUAGUAGAAAAUUAAUGACGCAUGGAAAAUCAGUCAAGAAUUAUCCUGAGCUGCCCCAAAUCGAUGAAUCUGUUCUCAAUCAGUAG